Messenger RNA from Dioscorea cayenensis subsp. rotundata (Guinea yam), 794 nucleotides. RefSeq names its product ethylene-responsive transcription factor ERF061-like. Gene Ontology annotation, molecular function: DNA-binding transcription factor activity; DNA binding. Gene Ontology annotation, biological process: regulation of DNA-templated transcription. Bases 18 to 746 code for a protein of 242 amino acids. The transcript has a single exon. NCBI's taxonomy places the organism in Eukaryota, Viridiplantae, Streptophyta, Magnoliopsida, Dioscoreales, Dioscoreaceae. The record is from RefSeq and is a predicted model, not a curated record.
CCAGAGAUUACCUGGAAAUGGACGGAGCCAACCCUGGAGAGAUCAGCACCGCCGUCUCGAAGAUCCUUCUCUCGGGGACCAACGCCCUUGAUUCCAUCUUCUCCCACCUCCCGCCGCCACCGGUGGCGGCAGAGCCGCUAGGCUCCUCCGUGUACGAGAGCCAGACUGAGCUUCUCCGUCGAUUCGGAUCUGAAUCAAUCCCUCGACGAUCCACAGCCAGAUGGAUCCCUUGGCUCACAGAGAUCCACGGCGACGUGAAGAAGAAACCGUACCGCGGGGUGCGGCAGCGGCACUGGGGGAAAUGGGUGGCUGAGAUCCGGCUACCCCAGAACCGGAUGCGCGUCUGGCUCGGAACCUACGACUCCGCCGAGUGCGCCGCCAUCGCCUAUGAUCGCGCUGCUUACAAGCUCCGCGGCGAGUACGCGCAGCUCAACUUCCCGAAUCUCGGCGCCGGUGCUGGAGAGUGGGCGGAGAGGCUUCGAUUGACCGUGGAUGAGAAGAUCCACGCCAGCUUCGAUCGGAUCAGGCAGCAUCGCCGCCAUCGGAGAGAGAGGAGGAAUGGAACGAAUGAAGAGAAGAGAGUAUUGAUAGUAGAGCAAACCCAAGAGGCGUUUGUGAGCUUGGGUGCAUCGGACGGUCAAUAUGAGUCCAGCUCAGCAAUCUCCGAUGAGAUGGACGGUGGAUGUUUGCUCACAGGGAUGCCGUCUUUUGAUCCCGAAAUCAUAUGGGACGUGCUUUCAGAUUAGGAUUAGUGGGACAUUUAUUAUCUAAAAUUAGAUAACCUUUGUCUUCUU